AUGCUGGUACCGUACGUGGGCACAAUAUCCAUACCCAAAGAGUGCAACGUCCCUGGCCAUGAGAGGUUCAAAGGCUACAUGUGGCACUCUGCGCGUUGGAAUCAUACUGUCUCUCUCAAGGGGGAGCGUGUCGCUGUCAUCGGCAAUGGCUGCUCGGCCGCUCAAUUAGUCACACGAAUCUUCGACCCUGGUUACCUGCAGAGUCUCCAAAGCCCCAAUAUCCAGCUGACAGCGGAACCUAUCCUCGAAAUUACCGAAACUGGCCUCCGAACUUCUAAACAGAGCAUCGACGUCGACGUCAUCAUCCUCAGCGCGGGCUUCAAGAUCCAGGAUUUCUUGUCUCCCAUCAUUGUGAAAGGCGUCGGCGGCAUCAGCUUGAACGAACAAUGGAAAGACUGGCGAGGCGCACAAGCAUACAUAGGCGACGUUCGUCACCAGCUUCCCCAACUUCGGUAUCGUGUCCGGCGAGGGGUCCCAAGGCCUUCCCCGCGCACAAACCUCCUCCAAAUACCAAUUACAGGCAAGUUGUUGGACUAG
Messenger RNA from Cladophialophora psammophila CBS 110553, 537 nucleotides. RefSeq lists its product as uncharacterized. Gene Ontology annotation, molecular function: NADP binding; flavin adenine dinucleotide binding; N,N-dimethylaniline monooxygenase activity. Bases 1 to 537 code for a protein of 178 amino acids. Lineage: Eukaryota; Fungi; Ascomycota; Eurotiomycetes; Chaetothyriales; Herpotrichiellaceae. The transcript has 2 exons. The record is from RefSeq and is a predicted model, not a curated record.